UAAGUAUUUAACCACAUAUAAAUAGAUCGCAAAUUAGUUUCUCUCUUACUUGUCUUCUUGCAAACACUCUCUAGAACCCCUUUUACCCACUUUUACCAUAGCAAAUCUAAAUCACAUUGAUCCCAAUGCAAUUUUGUUUUCCUUUUCUUUAACUUCAAAAUUUCUCUCCCCUAUUGAUCCCUCAAUUUUUCUCAUUUUUCUGAUAUUUUUUUCAUUUUUUUUGGGCUAUUGUUUAUCUUUCUGUCGUACAAUGUUCGAUUCUUGAAUUCUGUGUUUUUUGCGUUGAAAUAUUGAUGGUGUCCGCUGUUUAGCUGAUUGCUGAAUUGGGUGUGGAUUAGUUUUGGCUAAUUUUGAUUGAUUGAUGAGGAAUAAGCGAAAAGGAUGUGAGAUUUUGUGCCCUAAAAAAAGAGAAAUAUGGAAUUCGGGUCAUGAUUCGGGUUCUUCCAUAUCGAAUUUGAAAACCCAUUUUUCGUUAGAGGAAUGUUCUAGAAGGUUGAAGAAAAGGUGUAAGGAAGAUGAUGAUGAUGAUGGGUUGUUGUGUUAUGAGGUUAUUGCUGGGUCUUGUAGAAGUAGAACUAGGCUUGCUGCUGCUACUGCACCGCCGAGUGGGAGUUCUUCCAUUAGUUUGUGUGGGAGAGGGGUGAAGAGGAAGAUAGGAUGUAUAGAUGCAGCUACACAAAUGGGUAGGAAGAAUAAGAUUGAAGAUGAUUAUUUGAUGGGGGAAAGUUUAGGUAAAGGUAAAUUUGGGUCAGUUUUCUUGUGUAGGAGUAAGGUUACGGGUGUUGAGUUUGCUUGUAAGACAUUGCCUAAAGGGGAAGAGACUGUUCAUAAGGAAGUAGAGAUAAUGCAGCAUUUAUCGGGGCAUCCGGGGGUGGUGACAUUGCACGCGGUGUAUGAGGAUGCGGAAAGUUUUCAUUUGGUGAUGGAAUUGUGCCCUGGUGGGAGGUUGAUCGACGAGAUGACGAAGGAAGGAAGGUAUUCGGAGCAUAAAGCUGCUAAUAUAUUUAAGGAUUUGAUGUUGGUGAUUCAAUAUUGCCAUGAUAUGGGCGUUGUACAUAGGGAUAUUAAGCCUGAGAAUAUCCUUUUAACUGCUUCUGGGAAGAUAAAGCUUGCUGAUUUCGGCUUGGCUAUGAGAAUUGCCAAUGGUCAGAGUUUAAGUGGUUUGGCUGGAAGUCCUGCAUAUGUGGCCCCUGAAGUUCUUAUAGGGGAUUAUGGUCAAAAGGCAGAUAUUUGGAGUGUUGGUGUUCUUUUACAUGCUCUACUAGUUGGUGUCCUUCCAUUUCAAGGGGACUCUUUAGAAGCUCUUUUUGAGGCAAUUAAAAGCAGGGAACUUGAUUUUCACUCUGAAAAAUGGCAAUCCGUAUCUAAACCUGCACGAGAUCUUCUUGAACGGAUUCUCACAAGGGAUAUUGCUGCAAGGAUAACUGCUGAAGAAGUUUUAAGCCAUCCGUGGAUGCUGUUCUACACAGAACGCACUUUGAAGACAGUGUCUGUCAGGUUGAAGCCGAAGCAUUUCUCUGGAACUCCAAGCCAAAUGCCAGCCAUUACCUCUAGACUAAAAUCAGAUGGAAAGAAGAGAUGCAGUAAAUCUCUCUAUGGGGAAACCGGAGAUUUAAGGUGUGAUAGUUCGAAUAGAGAAUCUGAAGAAUCCGACGAUUCUGGUUUAGUUGAUGUGCUUGCAGCAGCGAUAUUGCAUUGCACGAUAUCUGAACCAAAACGAAGCAGAUUGUGCGUAAACAAUAGUCCGAUAAGGGAGCAAUGCUCAUCUAACGUGAAUUCUAACCUUUGCAAGGCUUGCUGAUUCCAUCCAUAAUCCAUGUACAGGUGUCUUGACAUUAUAGUGCUGAUGCCUCCCUUUUCAAUCAGUGGAGACUGAUCAAUUAAUUAUAAGUUACCAGCGUGCAAUUUUCGACUGUACAGAGAAGCUUGGAUGCAGAUUAACUCGAAUAACACCAUCAUUAUUGGAUUUGAAAGGUUUUUCAAAGUUGACGCAUUCAUUUACCUGACAGUGGAUACACUGGUUGCAGUACAAACAUGUAAAUAGUUGAUUGAUGACCUUGACAGCAUAGGAUGACUCUUGUAGUCUUGUGCUUACUAUACAAUGAGAAGCUAACUGGUUUGAUAUCUCUUAUUAUUUGUUUGUCUCGAA
Molecule: messenger RNA, 2149 nt
Organism: Capsicum annuum
Lineage: Eukaryota; Viridiplantae; Streptophyta; Magnoliopsida; Solanales; Solanaceae
Product: serine/threonine-protein kinase PEPKR2
Exons: 3
Coding region: 362-1801 (479 amino acids)
Biological process (GO): peptidyl-serine phosphorylation; protein autophosphorylation; intracellular signal transduction
Cellular component (GO): cytoplasm; nucleus
Molecular function (GO): calmodulin binding; calcium-dependent protein serine/threonine kinase activity; calcium/calmodulin-dependent protein kinase activity
Source: RefSeq, a predicted model, not a curated record